This is a messenger RNA of Candida albicans SC5314, 1155 nucleotides long. RefSeq names its product NADPH:quinone reductase. The record is from RefSeq and is a predicted model, not a curated record. The coding region runs from base 1 to 1155 and encodes 384 amino acids. Gene Ontology annotation, biological process: cellular response to oxidative stress. NCBI's taxonomy places the organism in Eukaryota, Fungi, Ascomycota, Pichiomycetes, Serinales, Debaryomycetaceae. Gene Ontology annotation, molecular function: quinone reductase (NADPH) activity; zinc ion binding. Gene Ontology annotation, cellular component: cytoplasm. The transcript has a single exon.
AUGCAGCUUAUUAAUCAAUUUAGUAAGAGCCCCCCACUACUUCAGUUCAAUUCCCCCAACUUUAAAUUUAUAUUUAAAUAUUCACUCUUACUCUUCUUUUUAAUAAUUGUUAUUUUUCUUUUUCUUUAUCCCCCAUCCAUUUAUCAAAUCAUGUCCAUUUUACCGGAAACCCAAAAAGUUGUUCUUCACAGAGAAAAUGGUGAUUAUGAUGUAAUUGAAUAUUCAGAUUUUCCAACUCCCAAGAUUGAAUCGUCCCAUGACAUUAUCGUAAAGAAUUCUUACGCAGGUGUCAAUUUCAUUGAAGCAUAUUUCAGAAAAGGAAUUUAUAAAGCAAGUUUACCUUAUGUUUUCGGUAGAGAAGCUAGUGGUGAAGUUGUUGCAGUUGGAGAUGAAGUCAGUACUUUGAAAGUGGGAGACAAGAUUGCCUAUUUAUCUCCUAACACAUUUGCACAAUACACUAAAAUCACAGACGAUAAUUACAAGUAUAUAAAGCUACCAGACAACGCAAGUGAUGAAGAAUUGAAGAUUUAUGGGUCAUUAUUUUUACAAGGUUUAACAGCUUUGACAUUUGUUAAUGAAGCUUAUAAAGUGCAAAAGGAUGAUUACAUUCUUGUUUGGGCUGCCGCUGGUGGUGUUGGUAAAAUUUUAGUUCAAUUGAUUUCACAACUCGGAGCUCAUGUGAUUGCUGUUGCAUCUACACCUGAGAAAUUGAAAAUCGCUCAAGACUUGGGGGCAGAAUUCUUGAUUAAUUCAACUUCUGAUGAUAUUGUUGAAAAAGUUAAGGAAAUUACUAAUGGAGAAGGUGUUGCUGCCUCAUUUGACUCUGUAGGAAAGGAUACUUUUGAAAUUUCAUUAAACUCAAUUAAAAGAAAAGGCACUUUUGUUAGUUAUGGGAAUGCAUCUGGACCUGUCACUCCAUUCCCAUUAUCUAUUCUUUCGCCAAAAAAUAUCAAGAUUGCAAGACCUCAAUUGUAUGCAUAUAUUGGCAAUGCUGAUGAAUGGGACCACUACUCAACAGAAUUGUUAAAGUUAUUUGAGAGUGGGAAAUUAAAGUUUGAUAUUUUCAAGACCUACGAUUUGAAAGAUUACGUUCAAGCUGCAAAAGAUUUGGAAGGCAGAAAAACUACUGGUAAGUUAACAUUAAAAAUUUCUUAA